AACUGCCCUGCUCUGCUCGCACAGGCAGGCCCGCUUUGGCUCCCGGAGUUGGCAACUUCAGGUACACACGAUUGUGGCUCUGAGCAGCACUGUCGAUGUUUCCCAGAGUAGGGCCUGGCCCAAACUUGGAAGAGUUGCGUGGACCAACUUAGUGUGUAGUCAGAACCCGAUUUGGGGUUCUCAUCCCCACUUUUUUUGUAAUGGGAAGCCGGUGAGACCGAGGUGGAACUCUGACUUCCGGUUUUCAUUUUGUGUGGGAAAUGGUAGUAUGCUGGUCAGAUUUUUGUCAACUGGACACAAGCUACAGUUAUUUGGAAAGAGGAACUCUAAAUUGAGAAAAUGCCUCCAUAAGAUUUGCCUAUAGAAAAUAGCUCCAGAGGUUAAAUAAAGCCAGGCAGAGUUCACCCAUGAGGCAGCGCACCCCUCCCGAUGUUUGGGGUUAUUUCCUCCAGAGAGAAAUUGACCCCUUGGAUUAGGUAACUAGUCACAAUGAAGAAAAUAAGUCUGAAAACUUUCAGGAAAUCUUUCAACCUGAGUAAAAGCAAAGACGAAACAGAGUUCAUGGUGGUUCAGCCGCAGUCCCUCUCUGGCGACUUUGUGAAAGAUGACUCCUUAUUUGGGAGCUGCUAUGGCAAAGACUUGGCCAGCUGCGGCACUGGCAGUGAGGAUGAGAAAGGGAAGAGCAGGUCCAAAAGUGAAAGCCUGAUGGGUACCUUGAAGAGGCGCUUGUCUGCCAAGCAGAAGGCCAAGGGCAAGGGUGGCACUGUGCCCACAGAUGAGGAUGCCUUCUCAUCGGCUUCAGCGCCUGGUGGCCUCAAGGAUGUGCGUGCCCCACGGCCCAUCCGCUCCACUUCUCUGCGCAGCCACCACUAUAGCCCCACGCCCUGGCCACUGCGUCCCACCAGCUCAGAGGAGACUUGCAUCAAGAUGGAGAUGCGGGUGAAGGCACUGGUGCAUGCUGCCAGCCCGGGCCCAGUCAACGGUGUGCGCAAGGAGCUGCGUGAUCUCCAGCCCAAGGAGCUGCAUGACCUGCAACCCAGGGAGCUGCUGCAGCCCAGGGAACUGCAUGACCUGCAGCCAGAGCCACGCCCUGAGUCCCGCUGCAGCCCUGGCUCACCCGGGGACCUGCGCCUCCACCUGGAGGAACACGUGCCUGUAGUUAUUGGACUCAUGUCUCAGGACUACCUUCAGUACACCGUGCCUUUAGACGACGGGAUGUGCCCUCUGGAAGGGCCACGCAGCUGCUGCCUAGACACAUCCUCUCCCAUGGAGGUGUCAGCUGUGCCCCUACCAGGGGCUAGUGGCACCUUCUCUGAAGAUGACAGUCAGGUGGACCAGGACCUAGUUGUAGGCCCAGAGAUCCUUGUGGAUUCAUCGGUGAACAACUUGUUGAUUGGCACCACAGGAGUUAUGUUGCAGAGCCCUAGAGCAGGUCAUGAUGAUGCUCCUCCCCUCUCACCAUUGCUACCUCCAAUGCAGAAUAACCCAAUCCAAAGGAACUUCAGCAGCCUCUCAGGCCCAGACAUGCACAUGGCCGAAAGUGUUCGCUGUCAUUUGAAUUUUGAUCCUAACUCUGCACCUGGGGUUGCGAGAGUUUAUGACUCAGUGCAAAGUAGUGGCCCAAUGGUUGUUACAAGUCUUACGGAGGAGCUGAAGAAGCUUGCAAAACAGGGGUGGUACUGGGGCCCUAUCACACGCUGGGAGGCAGAGGGGAAGCUGGCCAACGUGCCAGAUGGCUCUUUUCUUGUUCGGGAUAGUUCUGAUGACCGUUACCUUUUAAGCCUGAGCUUUCGCUCCCAUGGUAAAACACUUCACACUAGAAUUGAGCACUCAAAUGGUAGGUUCAGCUUUUAUGAGCAGCCAGAUGUGGAAGGGCAUACAUCUAUAGUUGACUUAAUUGAACAUUCAAUCAGGGACUCUGAAAACGGAGCAUUUUGUUAUUCAAGAUCUCGGUUACCUGGAUCUGCAACUUACCCAGUCAGACUGACCAAUCCAGUGUCACGGUUCAUGCAGGUGCGCUCUCUGCAGUAUCUGUGCCGCUUUGUUAUACGUCAGUACACCAGAAUAGACUUAAUUCAGAAACUGCCUUUGCCAAACAAAAUGAAGGAUUAUUUACAGGAGAAGCACUACUGAGAGAUGGGGAGCCCUGCUUCUUGCACUCUGGGGUUCAAAUGGGAGACUGGAGUACAGUUUACAGACUUACAUCGCCAUUGAAGUCUUUGCUGCCAUAACUUUUAGUUUUUAUGUGUGAAAGCGUCAUCGAUUUGUUCAGGGUGGGGAAGUGUCUGCCAGGAGCCUUGAGUUUAUUUUGGUUCUUGGAAAGGGACGUCUUGAUGGUCUAGAAGUGUGAGUUAUCUCCUUACUGUGCAGAAUCAUCACAAUGUGAACGACCAGAUUCCCCUUCACGCCCCCGUCCUUUGCUGCUAUCCACUGUGAUUCUUAUGCAUUAAAGCACAUUUCGUGUGUUUUCAAUACUAAGUAAAAUUGAAUGAAACUUAAAGAAAUAUAAAUUGCUAUGACAUUAAAUGGCCCAGUUGAAUAAACAUGUAUGGGGUAAAACAUUUACAUAUACACUGAAAAAUUAGUUUCAAGUCUCAUACUUUAAAAGAUUUGCUGAGAAUUAUGAAAUGAUACAAUUAAUAGAAUGCAAAUCUGCAACAUAUCUUGUACAACACUUUUCUAAAUUUAUUUUUUCAGGAUGUGAUAGUUGUUUUGGUUGUGAGGAGUUGAAUUUUUCUGUUGCCUUCAUUUUCAUCUUGUGGUUUGUCUCUUUCGAUAAAUGGCCUUACAUUAAAAAUCAUUAGAAGUUGUUGCCUUUUCUGUCAUUAAUCUCGGGUAUCAAUUGGCAUAACUUAAAGCCCUGUAAAGCCCAAACCAUUGGUACAAAAGUAAGAUAGCCCUGGUUUCGUGUGUGUGUGUGUGUGUGUGUGUGUG
Messenger RNA from Acomys russatus (golden spiny mouse), 2934 nucleotides. RefSeq names its product suppressor of cytokine signaling 6 (gene Socs6). Gene Ontology annotation, biological process: intracellular signal transduction; regulation of growth; protein ubiquitination. Gene Ontology annotation, cellular component: phosphatidylinositol 3-kinase complex. NCBI's taxonomy places the organism in Eukaryota, Metazoa, Chordata, Mammalia, Rodentia, Muridae. Gene Ontology annotation, molecular function: 1-phosphatidylinositol-3-kinase regulator activity. The record is from RefSeq and is a predicted model, not a curated record. The transcript is spliced from 3 exons. The coding region runs from base 490 to 2133 and encodes 547 amino acids.